UCAGCUUUGAGUACUGCGCGCGACAUGCAACAAUCAGGUUAGAGGACAGCGACAUUUAGAAUGGUCAUCAUCAUCGGCAGCGGAAGCAACAGCGUGAUAACAGCUACGACGACUAUGACGCUGAUACAUGUCGCCACGAGCCACGCGUAGUCGCCGAGAACGAGAAUUCCCGACUACGUGUAUGAGAAAGAGGUACGCCGCGCCGAAGCAACGUCGUCCUCGUGACGUUUCUUGGUCGACUCUCGGAUUCCCGGUGAUAGCAAACCGUGGAACUUCGCUUCGCGAAAGAUGCCGCUGGUCGUGAGAAAUUGUCCGCAUCUGGCCAACCAUAGCGAUCUCGCUUUCAUCGAGGCGGUGAUGAAGCGAGAAGAGCGUUUCGUCAAGUGCAGCGACUGCGACACUCGCGGACCGAACCUCUGGCUCUGUUUGUUUCCGGACUGCCGUUGGGUCGGAUGCGCCGAGAUGCACUUUGAUCACAGUAGCGCUCACAAUGUCAACUUCCCAACACACUGCACCCACAUGAAUUUGUCCACCAACAGAAUCUGGUGCUACAUAUGCAAGAACGAGGCUAUCGUUAUGGAGUUGGAGUCCCUGCCAAGGUCACCUUCCCAGGUGGAAUUCAAACCCAUGACCAACAAGUUCUCUGGAGAUGCUCCCGGCAGCAUUGAGUCCAAAUUGGAUGGUCUGGACAAGUUGAUGCUUGAUAAGUUUUAUGGAGAUUGGUCCAUAAAUAAAGUCAAUUCGGAGAAAGGAAGUAUGUUUAACGAGCGAUCUGGAGAUUCUCCCGAUACCACAGAUUCGGACGAAGGCAAGGAUUUUUCUGGAAAGCCGAGAGGUCUGGUGGGUUUGCAGAAUAUCGGUAACACGUGUUACAUGAACGCGGCGCUGCAAGCUCUGUCCAAUGUAUCCCCUCUGACUCAGUUCUUUUUGGAUUGCGGACAUAUGGUUAGUUAUAUGUCAAAGGACAGGAAACCGGGACUGAGUCUGAGUUAUCUGAAUCUUAUUCGAGAUAUGUGGAACAAGAAGACCAGAGGAUACGUUGUGCCACAUGGUAUCCUCUCCGGUAUCAGAACGGUUCAUCCCAUGUUCAGAGGUUAUCAUCAGCAUGACACUCAGGAAUUUCUGAGAUGCUUCAUGGAUCAGCUGCACGAGGAGCUGAAAGAGCACGUCGAGGACAAAGAGGCCCAGUUGCGGCUGAAGGGACUGGGUGAUCAUUCUUCGGAGGAAGAAGAGGACGAGACCGAGAUGGAUGGCAACGCCUCUAGUCAAUCCGACGCCGAGUACGAGACCUGCGACUCCGGUGUGAGCGAACAGAGCUCUCUGAGUGACGAGGGCGAGCGCGGCACGAAGAGACGUUACUCGCGCGUGGCGCAAACGGAGAAGCUUCGAAACAAAUUCACCAACAGGAGCAUAAAGAAGUCGAACGUCGAGUCGUUCGCGCCUCCGCAGCGUUCACCGCAGAGUUCACCGACCAAACAUCGUACCAAGAAGCAAAUGAAGACGCGAAGCAUUAUCAGCGACACGUUCGACGGCAAGCUUUUAAGCAGCGUGCAGUGCCUGACGUGCGAUAGGAUUUCUACUCGAGUGGAAACCUUUCAGGACUUGUCUCUGCCUAUUCCGAGUAGGGAUCACAUCGACAUGUUGCAUCAGGGCUCGCUGACCCCGCAAAAGGCCGGCCCGUGCUCGGACGUAGUCUACGUCACCAAUCAAUCGGGAUGGCUGUCAUGGUUUCUGCAGUGGAUGCGCUCGUGGUUCUGGGGGCCUGUAGUCAGUCUGCACGACUGUCUCUCCGCGUUCUUCAGCGCUGACGAGCUCAAGGGCGACAAUAUGUACAGCUGCGAGAAGUGCAACAAGCUGCGCAAUGGCAUCAAGUUCUCCAAGGUUCUGGAGCUACCUGAGAUAUUGUGCAUACACUUGAAGCGAUUCCGCCACGAGUUGAUGUUCAGCUCCAAGAUUGCCAACUACGUGUCGUUCCCUCUCGAAGGUCUCGACAUGCGACCGUAUCUGCACAAGGAGUGCGUGUCCAAGGUCACGACUUACAACCUAAUAUCGGUCAUUUGUCACCACGGCACCGCCGGCGGCGGUCAUUACACCUGCUACGCGUUGAAUCCCAUUACGAACAAGUGGUACGAGUUCGACGAUCAGUGCGUCACGGAAGUUUCGCCGGAAACGGUGAAGCAUUGCGAGGCGUACGUGCUGUUUUACAAGAAAUGGUCGCCGGACAUGCUGCAGCUACGCGACAAGACUAUGGAACUGAUGGAGAUCUCGUCCCGCGAGCUGUCCGACCUCAACUUCUUCGUGUCACGGCAGUGGAUCAAUCGCUUCAACACAUUCGCCGAGCCUGGCCCGAUCGACAACUCGGACUUUUUGUGUCCGCACGGCGGAGUGAAUCCCGUCAGAGCGCAAUUUGUCGACAAGCUCAGUAUUCCUAUACCCCAAUCGGUUUGGGAAUACUUGUAUAACGCAUUUGGAGGUGGGCCAGCAUGUACCCACUUGUUCGAGUGUCCGACCUGCGAGGAAAAAUACGAGUCCUUGCAGAAACGCAGACAGUACGAAAUGGAACUGUUCCAACGACUCAAUCACACUACCGACAAUCACACGGCCAUUUACGCGUUAGCCAUGGCGUGGCUGAGACAGUGGCAGAGCUUUGUCAGAGGCAAAGAGACACAACCGCCUGGACCAAUCGAUAAUAAUUCCAUCGUUGUAAAUAAAAACGGACAAAUUAGUCUUAAAACUGGUUCGGAUUACGGUCAGAUACCCGAGGAGCUGUGGCAGUUUUUCCUAAAUACGUACGGCGGUGGGCCGGAACUGAUGCUGCACUCGUGUCAACGGCCGGUGCCCGUUCAGCCUAACGUUUCUAUACAUUCCGCGUCGAAUCCGAAUCUGAUCGACACAAGCACACACAAGUGUAACCGCGUAGAAGCUAACAAAUGCAAUAAACUCUGUACGACCAGGAGCACGGAAACGAUCUCGCAACAGGACAGUGUGAUCGAGAGCCUAAUAUCGAGCAGCGACUCCCAUCAGACGCAGAGGGACGUGAGCGAGUGAGUAAGCCGCGCGAAUUGCGUUUUCGCGACAUCUCCGGUUUCCACCGCACGACGAAGCAACGCAUUUCCAUUGGUUUCUCUUAAGUUUUAGUUGUUAAGCAAUCUAUUUAUAGGAAUUUAUUCUAUUAUCGCGAAAUUCCACGUGUUCGCGCUCGAAUGGAACAGCUUUUGCGCUUUUCCGUAAAGAGCUUGUUGCGGGCAGAAAUUUUUCGUACACCUUGUAAGUGUAAAAUAAUCACUGUCAUUUUGUGUGGAGAGAGGCAAUGAAUUUUGUGACUGUCACGCGCCAAUUUCGUCGUCUAAUGCGAAGAAGACACAUAUGUACCAACCGUAUUUUGAAGAAACUGAACAGGCGAAAUGUUGAUAUUGAUUUCGCUGCGUGUGAAAAAGAUUGUGUGCAAGGUGUUACUUUAUACGGCCAUCCUCUCUGCGGUGUGUUCUGGCAUAUUCUCUCCGUCGUACUGAUCUCUCGUAGGAAAAGACGAGGGCGAACAACAGACGGAUCUGCUCGCUCUGCUCGCACCUUUCGCGCUUUAUUUCGUUUUCCUUUUCUUACCAAAGUAUGAACAUACGUCUAAGUGCAAAGAAGUUGCAAGAAGUGGAAGCACCGCGAGCGGAUCAAUUGUGGAUGGACCAAGUUAAUUGAUAAUAGCUAAAUUAAUCGCAAAAGUCGAUGACCAAGUCCGACAUACGUUCGGUUGCUCCUCGAGCGCAACACACACAUGCAUACGCAAGUUUCUUUUCUUCCGUUCCGUUUUCGAAUCAACAUUUUCGGAAACCGAAAUGACAUUGGUCGUUUUGAGCUCGAAAAAUUGCUGUGCACCGCUUAAUUCUGGUAAAAUUUCGUUCAGCGACGUGGAAUUUCACAUCUUCUUUCGUACACUUUUUUCUUUUUCGACGGAAAAAAAAAAAAAAUUAUCGCAUACGAUAGGGGAAGAAGAAAAAAAACAAUAGUAGUUUACAUGUGUAAUAGUACAAAGGAAAUUCGCUAUAGACGACCACGUUACUACGUUAAUUGAAAUACAAAUCUCUAGCUCGUAUUUUUCUCGCCCAAAGUCUAGACCGUAUUUAAAAACACCGUGCAAUUUCGAUAUUAUAUUAUAAUAAUAUUAAUAGAAUCACAUUUUUUCGAUGUGUUUGUACAUACGCCGUGAAUGUCGGUGUGUGCGUGUGCGCGCGCGCGCGUGUGUGUAUUGUAUUUCUCCUGCGCAUAAAGACAACAAAAAGAAAAAAAAAAAACACAAGUCAGUAUUCUCUUAAUUCGUUUUUAAAAAAAAGUGUGUGUUCUGUACAUAUAACAUCGUUGAUUGUUUUUCGUUUAAUAAUAGAAGGGGGGAUAGAGUCUUCUCGUGGGAGGGGGGGAAAAAAUUAAUUACUAAACAAAAAACAAAACACGUGCAAAGACUGACAAAUCACUUUUAACUUAAAACACGGAAACACAUUCAGUUAACUAUGCAAUCUUACAACGUACGCGCUUAGUUACAAAAAAUCGAGUGUAAGCGAUGAUGCGAGAGAGAGGGAGAGAAAGAGAGAGAGAGAAAGAAAGAGAAAGAAAGAGGAAUUUUUUCGUCAAUACUAUCUCUGAUACUUGAUUUUUGAGCGAGGCAAAUUAUUGUUACUGUUGUUAUCAUUGUUUCAGUAAACUUUCACAAUUUUUUAAAUAAUCUUUCCGCACUCGGCCGCACGUGUGUGAGGCUGAAAGCUUACAACGGAUGUGUGAAAGCUUACAACGUGACGUUCUUUUCAGCAGGCGAUACCGCAGAGCAGUUGACCUAUGCGAUUAAAACACACACGGUUAAAGCAAAGACAACUUUGUAUUUGCUUCUGUUGUUUCUAAUCUGCGACUCAAUAUUAAUUUCGUGAAUUCGAGCGUUUCUGGUCGUUACUUUUUACGCUGCUGUUCCACAGAAAAAUUGAAUUAAUCAUCGAUAACAAAAACCGACUUAUCGGAACUAUCAAUGUUGCGAGACCAGUUCGAGAUCCCUCCGGAUCCAUCGAUAUAUAUAUUGAUUCGCCGUCACUUCUCCCGUCCCUAAAAAAAAAAGUUAACUACAUGGUUCAACUGCUUCUUGCGCGCGCGCGCGAAAAAAACGAAAAGAAUUUGCAUGUUACGAGCUUUCUUCGUAAGCUCAAAUUGUGUUUUCGUGAGUUCUAUCUUGUUACUUCAGAAUAUUUAUAUAUAUAUAUAUUUGUCCGUUUACAUUUAUAGCGCGGGUGUUUGAUUUUAUAACGCGAUGUCACGAUUGCGUGUCUAUUGCGAUAAGAUGAGAAGAAAAAGAGAAAGAAGAAGAAACGCAGUGAGAAGGGUCAAGUUCCAUUCGCGGAGGGGACGCAAACAAUUGUAAAGAAUUGUUAAAGACUAAUUCUCUAUAGAAUAUUCGCUAUCCGAUGUGCAUAAGGAUAAGGUAAUAUAAACAUAAGUUGGUCUCUUUAUUUAUUGAAUCCUCGACUACUUUUCUCAGAAAUAAAA
Pseudomyrmex gracilis is the source of this 5517-nucleotide messenger RNA. It is a transcript of the gene Usp20-33, whose product is annotated as ubiquitin carboxyl-terminal hydrolase 20. Gene Ontology annotation, biological process: protein deubiquitination. The transcript has 4 exons. NCBI's taxonomy places the organism in Eukaryota, Metazoa, Arthropoda, Insecta, Hymenoptera, Formicidae. Gene Ontology annotation, molecular function: zinc ion binding; cysteine-type deubiquitinase activity. Bases 289 to 3048 code for a protein of 919 amino acids. The record is from RefSeq and is a predicted model, not a curated record.